UUGCCUCUGUUGGCGCAAGUGAGUCUCCAACCACUAGAUGGCAGCAAAAACUAAUGAAGCGCGAGCUCAGUCACUCCGGUCAACAAUCUGAAAGUCAAGAGGAAGACAAGAAGAAGAAGACACGUGUGGUGCAGGUUGCGGUUCUCAUCAUGGGAAAGAAUAAAACGAAAGCGCAGAAGCAGAAAAAUGUCUUCCAGGUGGCCAACAAACACAUCAAACCCAAGAAUAAAGCCAAGCCCGUCGCAACGAGCCUUAAGAAGAUAAAUGCUGGAAAUAGCAGAAAAGUGGAAACAAUCAACAAAAUUUUCACAGAAGUGCAAAACGAAGUGAAGAGUGUGGGAAAACAGAAGUCACCGGAAAGAACACGCAAACUUCAGAUUCCAGUAUCGGCACCAGUUGAAAGUGUGAAUAUGGAGGCUGCCACCCAGCUGUUUUCACAACUAUAAGAUGCUUCUGCGCCCUCAUGUCUGAUGACAAAUUGUUUGUACUACGGGCCGUGUAAGCCUGCAUUGCACUGUGUAUAUUAUUUUUGAAAAGAAUACAAACUUCUAAAGUAAAUUAAGCUUCACCAAAGUUGGCAAAUUAUACAAGGAAAAAGGUGUUCAUUGCUGUCAAAAAUGUCUUCAUCAUUACAGACUUUGUCAAUUUUAAAAAAAGAAGGCAUUAGUGGAAAACUGGGGUUUGGUGCUCUAAUGCCAGACAGUUGUGGACACUGAAAUUCUUGCCAUCUGUUUGGCUUUUUCAUUGUUGCAUUUUAUUGAAGCGGCUGGGUCGUCUCGUUUAACUCAAUCGUAUUUUUGGGCUCUUUAUUCUCCAAACUUCAGAAAAUUGAGACAGGAUUAGCUGGUGUUCCUUUUACCUGUCCACAGUUUGAUUGGUUUGCUACUUGAAGAAAGUGCAUCAGCAGGCUUUAACGUGAGGUGUAGGUGUAUCACGGCAGACCCGUUGAAGUGGAGGGGAGAUGGAUGCCAGCCUCGUUUAUGGAGUACUGCAGUGACUCAAAUGUUAACCAGCAAUCGGAUUUUCGUUUCUAGUUUGAUAAAAGAAAAAAUAAAAUUUGAAGGUAAACAAUUUAGUAUCUGGCAAGAGUUCAUAUUUUGUUAACACUAGUCUAGAGCUUAAGACCCGACACUGAACAUCAGCUAGAAGGUUGCUGAACUCCUUGGGUAGUUCUGGGUGAGUCGUUUACUCCAACAGCACACCCGUUUGUUAUUUUUGAUCAUUUUAGUGCUCUACAAUUUUGUACUUUUAUUACCACCCAAUUGACGGCUUGUAAGUGUACUACAGCUACAACUGCCUGUAUUCUGUUUAGAGAGAGUUAGCUUAGCAGUACCCCUUGACGUGGCCGUGCGCACUGUGAAUUGUGCAGUGGGUAGGCAGAGGAGGUCCGGUAGACUGACAUGAGCGCCUCUCGACAAGGCAAACCGCUCACAAGGUUUUAAAAUGUAAACCCUGAGUUUUAGGCAUACAAGCAGCCCCUGCUCGGCAAGGUUUAGUUUGACACCAGCAAGUGGGGUAACGUAAUGACUGACAGGAGGGCCGUCUAAAUCGCUAAUGUCUCAACUUUUUGCAGGCUUACAUGUUCAAGAUUCAAGUGACUUUUACCUUCUGUAAAGAAAAAUCUGUAAAGUAACCCCCCAGGUUAAAGUAGGCCUGUGUGAAUCGGGUGGGACUGCAAUUACAAGCGUCCUCUGGUAAUAAAUACCCCAACUCCUGCUGUAAAAUGGACAACGAAAAGGCAUGGUGAUGUACGGGAAGUUGUGUGUUUAGAAAUGUGAGGUUGUAAGAGAUUGAUUUUGACUUUUUUUUUUUUUUUUUUUUAAAGUGGUGUUUACUUAAUGAAGUGUGGGGUCACCUAUUAAGAUUUUUAAGCCAUUAAAAUUUCAAAUACUACAAAAUGAUCAAAGGGUUUGUAAUAUGUUUCUCAAUUUAACAAAAGCCAAAUAAAGUUAAUUAUUAAAUUGUU
This is a messenger RNA of Erpetoichthys calabaricus (reedfish), 1966 nucleotides long. RefSeq names its product ribosomal biogenesis factor (gene rbis). The record is from RefSeq and is a predicted model, not a curated record. Gene Ontology annotation, biological process: ribosome biogenesis. The transcript is spliced from 4 exons. Lineage: Eukaryota; Metazoa; Chordata; Cladistia; Polypteriformes; Polypteridae. Gene Ontology annotation, cellular component: nucleolus. The coding region runs from base 54 to 446 and encodes 130 amino acids.